GGUUCACAAUUAUGAAUCAAAUUGUAUGUUUAGAUCAACAAACCCCAUUUCUUGAGAUGAGAAUUAAUCAAAUCAAAAUUUAUCAAAUUCAAUUCUUCAAAUAAUCAAAAGAUUACAAUUAAAUUUAAUAACCAAAUUAACAAUUGGAUUAACAAUUAAGAACAAUUAGUUAAAUAUGAACUUCCCGCUUCGUUUGAUAAUCGAUUCUUAUUGGUUGAUAAUUUAGAACUUUUUUUCCCGGUCAACAUUGUUUACUUUUUUUUGUUGAUUAAUCCAAUUGAUUUUUAAUUGUCUCUGCCGAUGAGAAUCAGUUAAUUGUUGUUCUAAUUGUUAAUUUAUUUAUUUCUUUUGUAAUUCAAGUUUUUCUAUCAUUUCUAAUCAUGUGUAAACCAUUUAUUCUAAUGUUUGUAAUUAGUUAUUUGAUUAGUUGGUCGAUUAUGGAAACAACAUCUUCUUCAAUCAGUUAUCAUCGGUUGAGAAAACAACAGGAAAAGAUUUACCUUUGUCUACAUAAUUGUGCCCUUUGUGUCCGAUUCUGGGAGAAUGGGCUUUACAACGGAGAGAAAUGUGCCCGCCGGUGCCUUAAAUAUAAACAUCGACCUAAAAUAAUUGACCCUGAUUGUAAUAUAAGGCGAUUCUUUAAAUCAUCAAGUUUCAAGCGUAAAACGAUUGAUUAAUGGCUCAUCUUAAUCCUGAUCACCAUCAAUUUAUAAGCUUGGCAAUUGUAAUCAAAUUAACUGGAAAUUGAUUCUACUCGUAAUUUGGUUGAUUGUAUUUUCCUUCAAUUGUUAAUGGACUCGUUUCGUUGAUCAAAUCGAUUCAAUUUAAUGCUGCAAUUGUGAUGGUAAAAAAUGAAGUGUGAAUAAUUUUAAUUGUCUGUCGCCAAAUUUAAGGACUUUUUAACCUUGAAUUUUGUAUCAUUAAAUUGCGAUGAUAAUUUAAUCGCAAUUUAAUUUGAUUCGGUAGCUUGUACUGAAUUUGCUCUGUAAACAAACAAUUGUGACAAUAUACUAAUUGUAAUUCCAUUUCGUCGAUUGUUUGAUUCUUAGUGCCAAUCAAUUUCUGCUUCUUGUGAUUCAAAUCAUUCAUCUAAUAACCAAUGGAAUUAUUUAUCUCCAAAAAGUACAAAGAAGAAAAAAAAAUUCAUCAAUAAUUAACUUUAAUUGUGAUAAUUUAUAUUCCUAGAAUAUUGUAAAUCCUUUUUCUAAAUUUCCCUGGAAAAAUUACCAAUGUAAUUUUACUGUUUAUAAAUUAAUUGUUACAAUCAAUCAAUGCCAAAUAGUAAAUCAUCAAUCCAAUUGUAAAUAUUUUGGUUGAAUUGUUAACAAUUUAUGAAUACAUUUAAAUUGUGAUACUAAUUUUUAAUACUAAUUAAACCAACCUGUUGUAGCAAUUGUGUCAACUAGUUUUCUAUCUGGAAAACGGGCUAUGGCCUGAAGGACUCACAAGAUUGAAGCCUUAAAUUGCUGUUCUUUUUGUUUCUUGUUCUACUCUCUCAUUUCAUUUCAUUUCAUUUCAUUCCAUCUCUUUUCUUUUUUGUUUCUUAUUCUAUUUUCUUCACUUCCUCUUUUUCAAUCAUUUUCUUCUUCACCAAGUUCAUUAACAUUUGCCCAUCAACAAUAAACCGGUCAUCAACUGUUAAUCCUGGUCAAUGGUAGUGAUACCCUUGGAUUUGUGUUGUGUGCCAACUAAAAACCAUCUUUACAUUAACCAUCACAACAAAAGGGAAUCAAAAAUUUGAUCAUCAUGUUAAGUUUAUUGUGUUAUAUUUAUCCGUUAUUAAUUUGUGGCUAUGAACCACCGGAGGUGAGCAUUGGUUGGAGUCGGAUAAUGGGAAUGAGCCAGAAAGUAAUUAACAAUGAAAAUGGUAAAGAGGGAAAGAUAAACAUCUUCCUUGGUGUACCUUAUGCUGAACCACCACUUAAUGGUUAUCGUUUCCGUCCACCGGAACCAAUUAAAAGUGUUAAUUAUUUUGGUUAUUAUGCUGGUAAAUUUAAACCUCGCUGUAUAUCACCAGAUUAUUAUGAUAAAUUUCUUGGUUCAACAUAUGAUGACCAACAAGAAGAUUGUCUUUACUUAAAUAUUUGGAGUCCAGCAAAUCUAACGGACCCAAAAGAUUUGAAACCAGUUCUGGUUUAUAUUCACGAUUCAUCGGUUGAUGUGAGGACAAUUGAUGGUAAAACACUUUCCCACCUUGGUGAUAUGGUUGUGAUAACCUUUGACUAUCGAACUGGACUAUUUGGUCUGAUUGAAGGUUACGACGAUCAAAUUUCGGAUAAUGCAAUUUUCCAUGAUACCAAAGCAGUUCUUAAAUGGAUUCAGGAUAAUGUUUCAAGAUUAGGCGGUGAUCCAUCCAGAGUAACUUUGUUUGCCGAUGGUUGGGAAAGUCUUCGUGCUGGUUUACAAUUUAGCUAUGCAAUUAACGAGAAACUAUUUGCUCAAAUGAUCCUACGUAAUGGGAACUCUUUCUCCACCUCCGUUGAACUCAAUCCCUCCAUUCACUGGCAAGAUGUACUCGAAGUGGCAGAGAAAGUGGGCUGUGAUCAGAAAAAGAAUCAACUUCUUCUACUUUAUUGUUUAAGAAAUUCUGAUGCCAAAGAUUUGAUUAACGGCUAUUUGUCCAUCAACGGGUCGGGCCAUUCGCUUGAUCUUCAUCACCCAUGGGUCAAUAGUCCAGAAGUUAUAACCAAAUCGUUUACUCUCGACGGUUUUAUCUCGGAAAGUUGGUCCAAAAUGCCGCCCGUUCUAAUGAUUCAAAUGAUUUCCGCUGAUGAUGUUCGCAAAAUUGCCUUAGAUCGAAAUCAUCUCGAACAAAUUGAACAAAUGGUAAAAUCUCUUGAAUUGAAAGAGAUAAAACAUAAAUCAUGUCACUCAGGGCCCAUGGGUAGUAAGGAAUUAACUUCAUGGACAGCUCGUCAUCUUCUAGAAUGUCCAUUUAUCAAUCUUGGUCAAGAAAUCGCUCAAACUGGACCAGUUUAUAGUUUACUCAUCGAUUAUGGUCCAUCUUCUGAAAUUCCCGAAGACGCUUUUCUAUUCAAAAAAGCAUCCUCAUCAUAUUUGGAAGUACUUUUUGGAAUCCCACUGACCAAUCAAAAGUAUUAUUCCGAUGAUGCUAAUCAAUUAAGUCGUGAAGUGGUCAAAGUUUUGACAGAAUUUGUUGCUCAGGGUAAAGUUAAAUGGCCACAAUUAGUUAACAAAGAAACCAAAUCAGAUGAAAACGUAUCAAUAUCAGCAUCUUCAUCUUCAUCUUCACCAACAACGAAUCCAGCUUAUCAUCAAUAUUGGAUGACCUCAGAUGUGUGUCCACAACUUACUGAUUUAAGUUUAAAGGUCAAACUUUGCCAAUUAGCCAGUAAUCAAUGGUAAUUUCCUGACCUUCAACCUUUAAUCAAAAACUCCAAUGGGCCUCAACACGGACCAACAAUUUAAUCAAAAUUAACUGCAGCUCUUUCAUCAACAAUUUCAUCAUUGGAAAAAAGUUCAUUUAAUUUGAUGGAAAAUUAAUCUCUUAAUUUAACAUGACAAUCAACAAUUUCUUGAGUUUAUUUUUCGUCCUUCAGGGCUAAUCAUCGACAACAUUUAGUAUCAACAUUAUUUUUUCUUAAUUAACUUGCAAUUUUGUCUAAAAAAUCAUCAUGUAAUUAUUUCAUCAACUCAUCAUGAUCAACCCAUCAACCAUCAACAAUUAACCAACCAUAACAAGCUUGCCUUAAAUAUGCAAGAUUAACUGAAAAGUUCAUCAAAUCAUUUUCACCUUUUCUCUCAACAAUUAGAUUAAUUUAUAUUUAUUGAAACAAUUAAUGUACAAUUACGAGUCAACCAUUUUUUACCCUUAAUUUUGUUAACAAUUAAUUUGCAAAUGAUUUGAUUAUUAUUACUUUUUUCCUAAGAAAUUGCAAGUUCCUUAAAACUGAUUGUAAUCAACUUUUCACCUUAAUUGUUUUAUAUCACUAAUUGUUAUUAAGUCACCAUUUCAAUGAUCUCUAAAUAAUAUGUCAUCUUGAUAAAUGAUAAAUUACAAUUAAAUUUUGUCAUUUAAUUGCAAAAGUCUAUUUUUCAAAUUCUCCCCCAAAUCAACAAACAAUUAAGUAACAAUCAAGAUGAAAACCUCGACACAUAUAGAGAUUGAUUUGUUUAUUUCAUUUUUUAAUUGUUCACAUUUAACUCUGUCAUUUUCACUUAAUCAUAAUAGUAAAAAUUAAUUUCCCUUCUCAUUGUAUAUAAA
This is a messenger RNA of Panonychus citri (citrus red mite), 4225 nucleotides long. RefSeq names its product neuroligin-4, X-linked-like. The coding region runs from base 1747 to 3366 and encodes 539 amino acids. The record is from RefSeq and is a predicted model, not a curated record. Lineage: Eukaryota; Metazoa; Arthropoda; Arachnida; Trombidiformes; Tetranychidae. The transcript has 3 exons.